This is a messenger RNA of Haliotis rufescens (red abalone), 8522 nucleotides long. RefSeq lists its product as uncharacterized. The record is from RefSeq and is a predicted model, not a curated record. The coding region runs from base 64 to 4089 and encodes 1341 amino acids. Lineage: Eukaryota; Metazoa; Mollusca; Gastropoda; Lepetellida; Haliotidae. Gene Ontology annotation, molecular function: endonuclease activity; protein binding. The transcript has 10 exons.
CCGAUAGCGGGCUUUCCAAACUGACAGGUGCCCUGAAAUCGACAAUGUAAAAUUGAAAAUAACAUGACAACACUACAACUAUUCAGAGCUCUUAAUGAUGGAAAUUUAACAUGUGCCCGUCAGCUGCUUGAGGAUGGCGCUGACCCAAACCAUGUGUUGGAGGAAGGAGGUGUGGCGGGCGUGGCCUCCAUGCACAUGGCAGCAGGACUCAGUGCAGAUGCACUCAGGCUAUUGUUAGAAUAUGAUGGAGAUCCAAAUGUUAGAUCUAUCGAGGGUCUGACGCCGCUGCACAUCGCAGCUACAUGGGGAGAGCUGGACAGUGUCAAACUCCUGCUCUUCAACGGAGGAGACCCAAGUCUCAGGGAUCAGGACGGGCUGCGAGCUGUAGAUGUCGGGCGGAGCUACAGCCACAGUGAGGUGGUGUGCUUCCUCGACGGGCUGCGAGCUGUAGAUGUCGGGCGGAGCUACAGCCACAGUGAGGUGGUGUGCUUCCUCCAGUACUACUCCCUGCUGCUGAUCCCAGAAGGGGAGGAGGGGGAGACCGAGCCCAGAUAUACAAGAGAGAGCCUUGAUGCUGGGAGGGACAGCCUGUCCCAGAACACAACACCAGAUGUCCUCAACGUGUCCUUCCAGGAGGACGACUGCUCCCCUGACCAGUCACUGACCACUAUUGCCCGCCGGUCCAGUGUCUACACUACAGCCCUACAGCGGAAACUUGACCACUGUGUCCAGCAUGGAGAACAAGUCUGCAUGGACGUCACUUCCCCCAGGCAUCCAUAUCUAGAAAGGAAGUCCCGAGGUACAGACGGGCAGGAAGUUUCCAAUGGGAAAUGUGAUAGGGACUCAGAGUGGAUUCCUAGGAAACAGACAUGCAUGCAUCAGGAGUCAAAACAGAGAACAUGUAGAGGCCUGUUUCAGGGGGAAGGAGACAGAUGUCGGAACUGUGAUGGAGACAGGCAUGAAGAGUAUUGGAGGAUUUGUGAGGACUGUGGGCAUCAUCGGAGAGGCAGACAUUGUGACCACAACAGCCAUGUAUCUUUCACUGAUAGUGAUCCUGAUUGCUGGGAGGGGGGUCGGGGGGAUGAGGUGAGGGACAGGUUGAGACACUUCCACAAAUCCUGUGUGAGGAUUAGAAAGCCUAUGGAUAAUAGUGGGUGCUUUCAAGAACAUUGCAGCAGGUGUGAACAAACAUUGUCAAGUGACUGUCAUCGUUGCAGCAAAAGUAGCCCAUAUUGUCACAAAGGUUCAAGGCAGGGCAUUAAUUAUUGUGACUAUGGACAUGAAUCCAGAGAUGGUCUCAGUCGGUCAUAUGACCCUGGCCAGUUGAAUCAUGGUUAUUAUGGCUAUGAAGGUUCUACACAGAACACUGUGAAAAAGAUACCAAAGAAGAUACCCAGUGAUCCAGGGUCAGUUGCCCCAAAGUGGACCCUCCUGAAGGACAAACAGGAGACAUCGGCUGAGAAAGUGGGAAGGUGGCAGUCAUCACUGCGCAGUGGCCUGCACAAACCACCUCACAGUGAACUGGGACAGAAGUCUUCUUCAAUAGAUGAUGCACACUCCAGUCCAUCCAGAUUUAUUCAUUCACCAAAGUUGUCAGAAGUGACAAGCCCAAUGUCACCAAAUUCAUCACCUGGUAGGUUCUUUCCCCCCUUGUUUGAUCAUCUGUACAAUGGUGUUUCUCCUGGCGCAGUACAUGAUGUGACAUCAACACAAUCUGAUGACAAUGGAAACAGUAACUCAAGGCAGGAGCACUAUCCCAAAUCUAGUUUGGGUUGUGCAACUCCAACCACUUCUGGAACUGGUUCAAGAAUCUACAGUGGCAAUUCUGGAUCCAGUCAUUAUGCAGCUAGUCCCAGAACUCCAGAAUCCAGAUCCAGUUGCAAGUCGGCUCCACGAAGAUCCAGCAUGUACACCCAGAAUAUCCAGAGGGAGCUUGAGGGGUAUCUGCAGGAGGGCCACCAGGUGUGUUUGGAUGUCACAUCUCCAGGGCAUCCUUUUGUAGACUUCAAGUCAAAAGAGUUGCAUGGAAUUUCAAAAGAAAAAGAACCUGAUGCCUGGAAAGUAUCCUCUCCUGUGGAGAGGGUCUAUCAUGUCAGAUCAAAUGCAGAUGCUUCUCCUGUAGCUCGGGGUAAAAGACUCAGCACAGUCAGUAGUGUGUCAGCGUCUUCUUGUGACACAUUUGUCACAUGUGAAGAUGACACAGAAUUCACCCUUGUUACACCCUUAGAUCCCACUGUUAACAUGGAUAGUCAGUCAUUCUCCAGUGAAAGUUCCAAGGACAGCAUUGUGCUGAAUGUCAGGGCGGCAGUGACUGAUGAAAAUGAGAGUGGUUCCAAGAACAAAUAUGGAAGAAAUAACAGUUUUGGGAUUAGUUGUCGUGUCUAUGAUAAUGAAGACAAAACAGAGUGCAAAGUUGUCGUGACAGAGCAAUCCAAGAGGAGAGACAGUGGUCCAACAAGUCUUCGACUUACUAGUCCAGUGAAACAUGACCGUCAUCCAUCUCAUCCAUCACUAGAUGAUGAACUGGACCUCACUACCGACGUCAGACACAGAAAUGCCUUCAAAACCAUGUUACAGACUGAUAUUCGAAGCUUUAGUCCCAGCAAACACCAUUGGCAGCCCCCAGUUCCUGAUGAAGUUCUUGAUGUCAGUGACCUCAUAACAUCAGAUGAUAGCUUCAAUCACAGGACAGAGAAGAAACAAAAUAAAUCAGACAAUGUUAGUGGUAAUGUAACCAAAUACAGCUCUUGUGUGAAUGAUCUGGAAGGAUCUUCUUCCAAAUGGCUUCCACCAUCAGUUAUGAACAUACUGGAAGAAACAGAUCUGAUUUCAUCAGAUGAAAGUUUCCAAAUUCGUGAAAGGGAGAAGAAAGCCAAAGCUAAUGACAGGAUCACAUCCCUAGUGGAAAAACUGGGAAAAGUUUCUGUGAAUUCUGGGAUGAGAACCUCUCCAGUGAAAUCUGGAAAGAGACUGUCUCCAGUGAAGCCUGGAAACAAACGUGUGUCCAUGGACAGCUUCUGCAGCAAUGCCUCGGUCAGGGAAUAUCUCUACAAGGACAAGGAGAAGGGGAUCACCCUGUUGGAGAGGUAUGUUCCAUCGGAGUGUGAGGAGGGCAGCACUAGGGAGUCCCUGGACAGCACCUGCAGCACCUUCACCAUCAACUCUGAGGACACCGAGAUCUACGACUGGCAGGACUAUCAGUCCGACACAGAUGACGGCAGGAAGGUGACUGGCCAGAAGAUCAACCAACCCAAGACGGAUGGUGAUAUAAAGAAGCCUGCUAUCCCGAGACAUCUGAGUCAGCUCUCUAACCAGCAGAUACGCAAGAAGCUGCAGAGUCUUGGGGAUGAUCCUGGCCCAGUGAUGGCGACAACGCGGCAGACCUAUCUGGUCCGACUUGCUAGCUUGGAAGCUGAUCCUACCAGAACUCACACGAUAAAGCUGACAGUUGAUGGACCAGAGUAUUCCCCUGAACUUCGGGCAGCUCUACAAAACAAUCUUGACUUCAAAGGGGUAGAUGACCUUGAGGACAAGUUGGUUGCCUCCUUCCAAAAUACUCAAGGUCGUAUUUGGCGGGAGGGGACUCUAAAGUCCUCCUUUAACUACCUGUUGCUUGACCCCAGAGUGACCAAGAACCUGCCAUAUAGGGCCAAAACACUAGGAGAAAGUGAAAUAUUCAAGGCCUUCAUCCAUGCCAUCUUCUAUGUUGGGAAGGGCAAGAGGGCGCGGCCAUACUGCCACCUGUAUGAAGCCAUCUCUCACAUGCAGAAGCCCAAACCGAAGGUGAGCUCCAAGGUGCAGCACAUUAUUGAUGUCUGGGAUGAGGGUCUUGGAGUUGUCUCCCUUCACUGCUUCCAAAGUGUUAUUCCUGUGGAGGCAUACACCCGUGAGGCCUGCAUGGUGGAGGCAAUAGGGCUGACCAAACUGACCAACAUGAAGCGAGGGGACUAUUACGGCGUGGCCUCAACUUGGUCACUGAACACAAAGAGAAAGAUGGGGGUCCACCUACUGAAGAAAGCUCUUCAGAUAUUCUUGAGUGAAGGCGAGAGGCAGAUAUGUCCCGUGGAUAUAAAGGCUGGACUGUCAUAAUCUGGGCAUUCAUUAACUCUAUUUCAACACACAGCAGUGUUCUGGGUCAUGGAUCCUAGGACCUCAUGCAUGCGGGGGAGUGAGUGACUGUGGACAGUAUUGGACUGAUGACAAUCAAGGACAACCAACCCUCAUCUGUCACAUGUCAUGCUCUGAUGAGUGUUGCUCAUCUUAUCAACCAUGGGUUUGCCUGGUUUAGACUGAAACUGUGUAGGCUGCAGUGAGACAGCAGGAACACUGCUGACUACAUGUUGCAUCCCAGUCAGUCAGUAUCCAAAUAUCUACUGUUGGGGUGUUUCUGAAGGGAGGACAUUUUGCUAAAGCUGUGAGUUGGAAGUGAUGUUUUUGAUAUGCUGAACUUCCUAGCAUGUUGUUUACCAUUAAUCUAGCUAUCUGAUUGACCAGUCACUGUCUUGUCAAGAUCCAUACAACUGUUUGGCUGGCAUGGAAUACCAUUAUGAUUGUUGCAACAUCACUUAUACGCAAUGUCACUAUUGAUUCAUUCAAGUGUCAAAAUGAGGGUGUCAGAAAGUAAUUGAAUGAAUGCUAUACAAUAAUAAUAAGAAUAGUGAGGCUAUUCGCCCGUUGCCGUAUCUGUGUUCAUGUCAUGGGGUUUAAUUUUGUUUGUCUCCCAUUUCGUUGUCAGUUCAACACUCAUAAGCACCUGACUCAUAGAACCAAAUUAGUACUUUUUUUAUGUAACCACGUGCUGACCGUGUGUUGACAGUGUGCCAUGCAUUGCCUUGCCUUGCUUGUACGGAGAUACCAAACUGCCUGUAAAUGGUCUUCAAUAACUACCGGAUAUUUCUUCGUCUUCUUUUCAGAGGGGAAUUCUUCUGAUUUGUGGGCACAAGUGGCACAGGUGCCCAGUCGUCUAACAUACCAUAAUUGUUGGUGACCCUUUGUCCAUAUAGUCAGGGCAGAAUCCCAUGAUCUUGGUGUGGAAUCCAAGGUUCACCUUGAUCUGACUCUUGGUAUGUCCUAUACUUAUGAGGAACAUUUUACCCACAGAACUUAAGGACUAGGACUUUUGCAAAUCUGUGUUAGCGUGAAGGACAAUCCUUCUUAUAGACCCCCUUAAAACACCCCCACCCUCCUACCCUACCCCCCUUUUGGAACAGUGUCUGUAAGAUGCAACCUCUUUACAUAUCUGGGAAAGAACCUCCACCACUCAUAUCAUUAUGACCACUUGGUUAUUCAGGAUAACUAUGCCCUGUAGACAGUUCAACAUGGAGAAAACCGGUGAUAAUUUAUCUUGCAUGUAGGAUCAUGAUGAUUUUACAAGUUAGAGACAAACCUCGUCUUGAACGCACCAAUAUCUGGAACCUAUGCUCCAGUCCUGACCGCCUUACGAUAUAAUGUUAUUCCUCUUUAUCUAAAAUGUCUGAAUAUCUCAUAGUUACAACACAGUCCAGCUAUGUUCUCGAUAAUGGUGUUCGAUUGUAGUUUUUAACAGCUGAUUUUCUAAUUUAUGAAGGACAAUCACCAUGUUAGUUUGUCAUUCUGUUUUCUAAGGUAUCUUGUAAUGGGGAUGUAUAUUGUUAAUAUAUGAAAACCUUGUUAUUGUAACCCAGAAAAUAUUGAUGACUUUUCUUGUUGAUAUCUUGGACACCUUUGUGUCACCUUCUUGAAUGUAUGACUUGCUUCAGUCAAAGUCAAGGCUUUAUUUGCCAUGAGUUGGAUGAAGAGUCGUGUGACUUGACAUCUGACAUGAUGAUAUGGAGGGCCUGGCAAGAGCCUGGUUCAUGUAGGGUAGAUAUACUGUUGUGUUAUACUUAUGCUUCGUGUUGACAUGUCUCUAUUCCUGGUGACUUUGAGAUUGACAGUCUUCAACGGUGCUUCAACUUGUUACAUGUUGGAACUUGCUUCCCUGCUAAAGUGCAAGUGUAGAUUUCUGUGAGCUAGAACUGCUUCCUGUAAUGAUUUACUGUCCCCAGCUCCAUGUAACUUAACAUCCUAGAGCUACAACUGUCUUAACUCAUUCCAUUUACACAGAUGUUCACUUGUCUGCAUUCAUCGUGUUAACUUAUUCUAUGAUAGGUAAUUUUCAAAACACUUCACAGUAAAAAUACUUAAAUAUUUCACAAAAGCAGAGAUAAAAAGACGUAAUAAAAAUCUCUUUUUCAAUCAAAUUAAUAUUUUUGCAACAUUAGGGUAGAUUGCAUUUAAAAUAAGCGCAAGAAUAGUUGGGUCUGAUGAAGUAUAAGGGAUCUUUUACAACAACAACAAAACAACAACUUUGAACAAGGUGUAAACAUACCUCUACCUAUUCUUUUAGUUUGAUGGAAGCUCAAGAAAAAGAAUGUAACCGUUUGGGAAGUUAGUGACUGGCUCUAUACUGCAGAAUUUUAAGUGUUAUUACAGGAUAUGGAUGGGUUGUAAGAUGAACGCUUGUAUAUGCAUGCCAGUUGUCUUGUUUUAUAAUAUGGUUGAAUAAUUCAACUUUAAUCACAUUGACAUUUCAACCACCAUCCUUGAGUAUCCAGUGUAUUAUGUUAAAUACCCGCUGACCCAUUCACUACCAUAGCUUCGUUUCGUCACCAUCACCAUCACCAUCAUGUCAUCUCAUCUCUCUUAUCACAAAUUCUGCACAGAAUUUCUCUCUCAUGAGCUUGAAACCAUCAACCAAUGAAAAUGAGAGUUCUGUAUUGAUCUACAUUUACAUAUGUGGCAUGGUAUGUGCUAGCACUCGAUAAAUUUUAUUUAACCAGAAGACUGUAGUUAAUGAACUUUUAAAUAGAAACAAUGUUUUCCAAUGGGAGGGAUGUCGAGUGUUGGUGAUAUUGCUGUAUUAGCUGAUGCCACAGUUAUUUUAAGUGUCAUGUCAUUCAAACCACACUCAAAAUAAAACUAUUGGGGCAAAUGGGUUCAGUGUAUUUAUGAUAACAAUGAAUAUUAAUACACUGAAUUCUAAAUAUUUGUAUUUUGAAUGGAAAUCCAAACAGGUUCUUCAGGUUAUAGUAAUUUUUUAUUUCUUGACUAGACACUGCUAGAACACCCACAUACAUUACCAUUAAAAUUUAAGAAAUGGAGAGAUGAAAAACUGUGACUGUAUAUUACUAUUUCAAGGCAUGGAAAACAUAGGGAGGCAAAUCACAUAUUUACUUUCUGUUUCAGAUUAUUCAUUUUCAUCAGUCUAAUCAGCAUUAUGUUUUGUUUGUUUUAUUGUUGUUAGAUUUUGUUAAUGUAUUGUUUAUAAAUUUUGUUAAUGAUGACUUCUGUCUAAACUGUUAAUGGCAAGUGAAUAAACCACAUAAUACCAUGUACACUCCAGUGUGUGUGUGUGUGCUACCAAUUCAGCACCGGUCUACACACAGUUGAUCAUGGAUGAUCUGUGUUCUUUGAUUUAAAUCAUAAACAUAUUUACAGACACACUUUGAAAACAGAAUUUUCUCUUUUCCCCCUAGGUAUCCAGGAAGUACUUCUCAAGUUAUUAUCCCUACCGCAAUGAAUUUGGUGACAGUCAUAUCUAAAUACUUAGGUCAAAAUUCAAAGUUAGUCGUCUAGAUAUUUUCACUUACGUUCACUUGUGGAACUUUUAAACACAAAUUAUAAAGAAAGUUACCUGAAGAAAAAUGUGGUUUAAGGCUGACUCUUUUCAUAUGUUUGUAGAUGGAUUGAUGAAUUAUGCUCAAAAGACUUAUUUUCAUUAGGUUUUGACAAAACAAGACCUAAUAAGCUAACAAUAAUGAGCAUGACACAAUGAAUUUAUCCUAGACUGUUAAGUCAAUAUGUGUGUCAUCCACAUGCAAGUAUUUUCUAACAAAUCUGUCAAAAGUAUUUGCAUGCAUCAUUUCAUUUACAAGUAUAAUUGGAUUGCUUCUCUCUUGAUGGUGUGUACUGUAUUUUGCUCAAUGCUAUAUCUAUAUUUUGGUAAUAAAUAUUUUUGGAGAACUAAUUUUGUCAUAUUUUUGCUUCAACAUAUGCAUGAUAUUGUACAUUUGAUCACAUUUGAGUUAUUCAGUAGAAGGUGACAAAUUUACACCUGUGUUGGAAACUGAUGGAAAAUGUACCUAGUCUUAAGAUGGAUAAAUGACAAAAUGAGUCUAUGUUCUAUGUUGAACACAAAAUAUUUUUCAAUUUUCUGAACUUCCCCCAAAAUUUGUAUCAUCAAACCUAUAUUUAAAUAUUUUAUAUAUUUAAAGAGAAAUGAGCAAAAGAAAGCAGAUCUAUGCAUACAGCAACUAAAAGUCUAUACUUUAAAAUUCAGAUUUUUUAGGUAAAGCCACACCAAUUUACUGUACUUUUCAUUACAUGUUUCACAAAUCAGCCUGUUACUUUUUAGCCAUUUCCCAAAAAUGAAUUUUAAAAAUCCAUUAAAAUGUUUUGUCAAAUAACCUCUCAUCUCGACAUUUACAGUUACAGUUAUGAGUUACCUUGUUCUCUCCCACCACAGGACCAUGUAACUUGUAAUAAUGGUAAUAAUAAAAACC